UUCAAGGCCUUCCCCCCGACUUUGGAGGACAGACUGCAGGGCAGUGGUGUGUGCUGCGUCACAGUGGCGUUCUUCUUUUCCUGGCUGGAUUGAUGGCUCUGCAAGUGGUCUUUCUGUGAGAGCAUCACUCAGCAGGCACAGGUCCCCCACUUGCCUACAAGGGACUCACACUGGUGACUGGAGGCAGCCCCGCCGCCCGCCCGCUGGUCCAGAAGAGAAUGGAAGGCCUUCAGAAGAGCACAUAUGGAACUAUAGUUGAAGGGAACAGGGGCGUCUACCAUGCAGCAGAAUCAUACUGGCUGAGGAUCCUCCUGGUGGGCAAAUCUGGCUGUGGGAAAAGUGCCACAGGGAACAGCAUCCUCUGCCGACAAGCAUUCAAGUCCAGGCUCAGAGCCCAGUCGGUGACCAGGACCAGCCAGGCAGAGAUAGGCACAUGGGAGGGAAGGAGCUUCCUAGUGGUAGACACACCCCCCAUCUUUGAGUCAAAGGCUCAGAACCAAGACAUGGACAAGGACAUUGGAGACUGCUACCUGCUGUGUGCCCCAGGCCCCCACGUGCUGCUGCUGGUGACCCAGCUGGGACGCUUCACAGCCCAGGACACCAUGGCCGUGAGGAGGGUGAAGGAGAUCUUUGGGGCAGGAGUCAUGAAGCACAUGAUCAUCCUCUUCACCCACAAGGAAGACCUGACAGAUGAGACCUUGGAUGGGUUUGUGACCCACACUGACAACCACAGCCUGCGCAGCCUGGUCCAGGAGUGUGGGAGGAGGUACUGUGCCUUUAAUAACAGGGCCUCAGGGGAAGAGCAGCAGGGACAGUUGGCAGAGCUCAUGACCGUGGUGAGGAGGCUGGAGCAGGAGUGUGAGAGCUCUUUCUACAGCAAUGACCUCUUCCUUCAUGCCCAUGUGUUCCUUAGUGGUGACAAGAGUGAGCAUCAGGAAGCCUAUAGGUGCUACCUGUCGAAGGUGAGGCAGGAGGUGGAGAGGCAAAAGCAGGAGCUGAAGGAGCAGGAGGUGAGCUGGGUAGCUAAGAUGCUUUACAGAGUCAAGCCAUGCAUGGGCCUCCACAUUUUCAUUAUUGUGUGUGGUUUGAUUUUGAUUGCCAUUUUAAUUAACUUGCUUAUUACCAAGGGGAACUGAGCCUUUUCAAGUGAUUUCUGCCAUCAGCUCCUUCCCGCAAUGUUCACAAUCUCUGUUCUGGGGCACCUCAGUUUCACUCUCAUUUGACUCCCUUGCAUCAGACAUGUCAGGAAUUUUCUUCUAAAUACCAUUAUGUAAAUAAAGUAUGAAAGAAGAACGUAUUUCUUGCCCAUGACCAUGUCUGAACAACAGCAGAUGACAACUAAUAUUCAGGGGUCAGCCUACCAGAAGUUCAGACUCCAGAAUGUCUUUUGCUUAUGCUGUGCCUCCAUAUUGUUGCUGCUACAUGCUCUUCUCUAGUAUCUGAUAUGAUGUAUUUAUAUGUGGGGCGUCCCCUAUUGCCAGUAUUGUAGUGUGUCUAUCUCAUGAUUGCAUCUCGAUUUAAUGAGCAUUUAUCUGUGGAUUGUCAGGAAGAUGCUGUAUAAUUUUGACACAGUCAGGGCCUAUUGAGUUCCACUAAAAGAACUGUUUUAUAUCACAGCUCAUAUUUAUAAUUUAGAAAAACAUUUGAGUCCAAGAGCCAGUCACAGGUUUCUUGUGCAUCAUAAGGUGAUAUUAGGCUUCAAAAGAGCUCUAGAUGAGACCAGAUGCUUUACUAAUGGUUUUUUAGAUAAACAUUCCCAAUCUUUUAGUUCACAAGGCCACACAACUGUUUGGCUAGGUUAUAAAUAAAAAGCCCAGUUAAUGCUAGCUUACAAAUGACUAAGUCCUUGCACCAUUCCUAACCUCAAUUUGUGAAAAUAUGUUCUAAUUAGUCAAGGCUACAGAAAAUAACUUAACUCUGUAGUCCCUAAUGAGGGCUGUAGGUGUUCUUAGAUAAUUAAAAGUUACACACAAUCUU
Messenger RNA from Peromyscus maniculatus bairdii (prairie deer mouse), 1977 nucleotides. The record is from RefSeq and is a predicted model, not a curated record. NCBI's taxonomy places the organism in Eukaryota, Metazoa, Chordata, Mammalia, Rodentia, Cricetidae.